UGUGUGUGGUUUCUCGUAAAAGACAACUAUCCAAUGAAUUAGAAGCUUUUGAAUGCUUGAAGGUAGUGGCGCGAGCAGUGUUAUUUAUUUUUUCUCAAGGAGGAGAAGUCUUCGAACUCAACUUUUAGAUACCUAUUAGAAUAUAUUUGGGUGACAUCCACUAUGUUGAAAUUUAAAUAUGGUGUCCGGAGUCCCAAUAGCCCGGGAUCUAUGGAACCGAUUGCAAGCCGUUGUUCCCACCUUAAUCUCCUUUUCCAGGGAAAACCUAUGGUGUUGAAGCAGCAACAUGAACAGCAGUCGGCUUAUCCCUUUACUAGGGAGGGAUUACUGGAUUCUCUGUUUGUACUUUUUGAUGAAUGCAGCAACCCUGCCUUAAUGAAGAUAAAGCAUGUGUCUGAUUUUGUCAGAAAAUAUUCAAACACGGUUUCUGAUUUAAAAAAGUUGCAGCCCACUGCUGAUGACUUUGAAAUAAGAGGAGUUGUUGGUCGUGGACAUUUUGCUGAAGUUAAGGUGGUUAGUGAAAAAUCAACUGGUGAUAUAUACGCCAUGAAGGUGAUGGAAAAGCAGUCAGUGCUGGCACAAGCCAAUGUAGCAUUCUUUGAAGAGGAACGCAACUUGUUGGCCCAAGCUUGUAGUCCUUGGAUUCCAAAGUUACAGUAUGCAUUUCAGGAUAAAACCCAUAUGUAUCUUGUAAUGGAAUAUCAGCCCGGUGGGGACCUUCUUGCCUUACUUAAUCGCUAUGAUGACCAGUUUGAUGAAGAAAUGGCCCGUUUUUAUUUGGCAGAACUUGUGCUGGCUAUACACAGCCUUCAUCAGCUAGGCUAUGUACACAGAGAUAUCAAGCCAGAAAAUGUGCUCAUUGACCGAACAGGACAUCUUAAAUUAGCAGAUUUUGGAUCUGUUGCCAGACUUGUGGAUAAGAAGGUUACUGCAAGUCUUCCGAUAGGUACUACAGAUUACAUUGCACCAGAGGUGUUGAUGGCCAUGAACGGAGAUGGCAAGAUCUCUUGUGGUGUGGAGUCAGACUGGUGGUCUCUAGGGGUGAUUGCUUAUGAAAUGGCUUAUGGAAAAUUACCAUUUACAGAAGGGACAUCUGCCAAAACAUUUAACAACAUCAUGAACUUCCAGAGUUUCCUGAAAUUUCCUGGAGAAGGUAAAGUCAGUAAGAAUCUUGUGGAUCUGUUACAAAGUCUGCUGUGCCUUGCAAAAGAAAGACUGACCUAUGAGGGACUUUGCUGCCACCCGUUCUUUGCAGAAACAGAUUGGAGCAACAUCCAUCAUUCUCCUCCCCCAUUUGUACCUACCCUCAAAUCUGAAGAUGAUACCUCCAAUUUUGAAGAGCCAGAGAAACCUUCUUUGCCAUCAUUGCCUGUGCCUCGACUAAUGAACUCUGCAGGAUUCACAGGAGAAGAUCUGCCUUUUGUUGGUUUUUCCUUCAGCAAACCAUUAGUAACACUCAGCAGGACAGAGCCACUUUCAGCAAUUGUGGAUUCCCCAGCAAAAAACAAUUCCAUGGAGAAGAAGUUGCUCCUUAAAAGCAAGGAGCUGCUGGAGAGUCAGGACAAGUGUCACAAGAUGGAGCAGGAGAUGUCUCGUUUACAACGCCGGGUAUCAGAAGUGGAAGCAGUUCUGAUGCAGAAAGAUAUAGAGCUAAAAGCAUCUGAAACACAGCGCUCAAUUAUGGAACAAGACUUGGCUACCUACAUCACCGAGUGUAGUGAAUACCAGAACCAGGUGGAGGAACUGCAGCUGAUGGUCCGACAGCUGGAGGAGGAUUUGGCUGCUGCCCGCCGGCGCAGUGAUCUUUAUGAAUCUGAGCUUAGAGAAUCUCGACUCUCUACUGAGGAGUUGAAACGUAAAGCAACAGAAUAUCAGCAGAAGCUCUUAAAGGCUAAGGAACAAGGCAAGGCUGAAAUGGAAGAACGUUAUUCAAAAUUUGAAAAGAAUAAUACUGAACAGAUGAACAAAAUUCAGGAGCUGCAGGAGAAGCUGUGUAAGUCAGUGAAAGCCAGCUCUGAGGCCACUGAACUUCUUCAGAAUGUGCGCCAGGCAAAGGAGCGAGCUGAAAAGGAACUGGAGAGACUGAAGAAUCGUGAAGACUCAAGUGAUACUGUUCGGAAGCGAUUACUUGAAAGUGAGGAGCAGCGACGGUCUUUGGAGAAUCAGCUGAAAAGAUUAGAAAUGGUGGAGAGAAGAGAAAACAAACUGAAGGAAGAUAUACAGACUAAAUCCCAGCAGAUUCAGCAAAUGGCUGUAAAGAUUAUGGAGCUGGAAGAGAGUUCUCGUGAAGCUCAGACAAUGGCACAGCGCAUGGAGGCCCACCAGGCACAGAAGGAGAAGUUGUAUGAAGAUAAAAUAAAGGUUUUGGAAUCCCAGAUGAAGAUGGAACGUACUGACAAGGAGUCAUUAGAGUCUUCUCUGAUUCGAUAUGAAGAAGAUGCCAGAGAAAAAGACAAAACUCUUAGUGAACAGAAAGCGAUGAUAAAUGCCAUGGAGUCAAAUAUAAAAUCUUUUGAGCAGAGAAUUGCUGAGCUUUCUGAAGCCAAUAAGCUUGCUGCAAACAGUAGUAUUUUUACACAGAGGAACAUGAAAGCUCAGGAAGAGAUGAUCUCAGAGUUACGACAGCAAAAAUUUUUCCUGGAGACUCAGGUGGGAAAACUUGAAGCUCAUAAUGAGAAGUUAGAGGAACAACUUGAGAAAAUCAGCCUCCAGGAACACACAGAUAAAAAUCGUCUUUUGGAACUAGACACCCGACUACGAGAGAUCAGUCUAGAACAUGAAGAGCAGAAGCUGGAAUUGAAACGGCAGCUGACAGAGGUGCAGCUGUCACUGCAGGAGAAAGAGUCUCAUAUCUCUAGUUUGCAGUCAGCCCGAAUAUCUCUGGAGAACCAGCUUCAAAAGUCCAAAUCAGAACUGGAAGAGACAAUGGCAGAAGCAGAAGAGGAGAUUCGAGCAAUGAGGGCUCAUCAAGAUGAGACGCAGCGUAAAUUGGAGGCUCUGCGUGAAAGCUGUGCAGUUAUACCUGAUUUGGAGGAUCAGAUCACCCAGCUGACCGAAGAGAAUGCUGACUUGAACCAACAGAAUUUCUACCUCUCUAAGCAACUUGAUGAAGUGUCUGGUGCCAGUGAAGAAUUGAUAGAGUUAAAGCAUGAGGUGACCCACCUGCGUAGAGAAAUUUCUGAGAGGGAGAUUCAGCUCAGCAAUCAGAAACAGACUCUGGAAGCCUUGAAGGCCACUUGCUCAAUGCUGGAGGAGCAGGUGUUGGACCUUGAAAGUCUCAAUGAUGAGCUUUUGGAGAAGGAACGUCAGUGGGAGGCAUGGCGAACGACUCUAGAAGAUGAGAAGUCUCAGUCUGAUAGGAGGGUUCGAGAAUUACAGAGAAUGCUAGACUUGGAAAAACAGAACAGGGUACAUGCAGACCAGCGCAGUAAUGAAUCACGGCAAGCGAUAGACCUAGCAGUCAAGGAGCACAAAGCAGAAAUCUUAAGUCUACAGCAGUCACUGAAGGAACAGAAACUGAAAGCAGAAACUCUGUCUGACAAGCUGAAUGACCUAGAAAAGAAACAUACCAUGUUAGAAAUGAAUGCACAGAGCCUACAGCAGAAGCUGGAGAUGGAAAGGGAGCUCAAGCAGCGACUCUUGGAUGAGCAAGGGAAGCUGCAGCAGCAAUUAGACUUGCAGAAGAGCCACAUCUUCCGCCUAACCCAGGGAUUACAAGAGGCAUUGGAUCGAGCUGAUCUACUGAAGACCGAGCGAACUGACCUGGAAUACCAGCUGGAAAAUUCUCAGGCUUUGUACACGCAUGAAAAGGUUAAAAUGGAAGGGACAAUUUCUCAGCAAACCAAACUUAUUGACUUUCUGCAGUCAAAGAUGGAUCAGCCAUCCAAGAAGAAAAAGGGAUUGUUUGGCAGGAGGAGGGAUGACCCAUCACCACCCUCUCAAGUCCCUUUACAGUACAAUGAAUUGAAGCUGGCUUUUGAGAAGGAAAAAUGUCGUUCUUCUGAGCUUGAAGAAAUUCUUCAAAAAACACGUAAUGAGCUUCGAUCAUUAAGAGAAGUAUCACACCAUAAAUCAUCUGAGCAUGCCCCAUCCACACCAGCCACUGCCAGGCAACAGAUUAUUAUGUCGGCAAUUGUUCGAUCUCCAGAACGUCAGCCCCACCCUAUCAGCCUGCUGGCACCACCUACCAGUCGCAGAAAAGAGUCUACAUCAUCUGAUGAAUUUGGUCGUCGCUUGAAGGAGCGAAUGCAUCACAACAUUCCUCAUCGCUUUAGCAUAGGGCUCAAUAUGCGUGCCACCAAAUGUGCUGUCUGUCUUGAUACUGUGCAGUUUGGACGCCAGGCAGCAAAAUGUAUUGAAUGUCAGGUCAUGUGCCACCCCAAGUGUUCCUCCUGUUCACCAGCUACCUGCGGUCUGCCUGCUGAGUAUGCCACUCACUUCAGUGAAGCCUUCUGCAGAGAAAAAGUUAGUUCUCCAGGGCUCCAGAUAAAGGAACCAUCAAGCAGUGUUCGGCUUGAAGGCUGGAUGAAGCUGCCAAGGAACAAUAAACGAGGUCAGCAGGGCUGGGAACGAAAGUACAUUGUCCUUGAGGGAUCAAAGCUAUCAGUAUUUGACUCUGAUUCCAGAGAAGCUUCUGGUAAGUCCACAGAUGAGUUUGAACUGUGCCUUCCUGAUGGAGAUGUAACUGUCCAUGGAGCUGUCAUAGCCUCUGAACUCAUUAACACAGCAAAAGCAGAUGUACCCUACAUCCUAAAGCUGGAAUCCCACCCGCAUACUACAUGUUGGCCUGGAAGGACAAUGUACCUCUUGGCACCCAGUUUUCCAGAUAAGCAGCGUUGGGUUACUGUUUUGGAGUCAGUGGUGGCAGGUGGUCGUGGGUCACGAGAAAAAGCUGAAGCUGAUGCUAAACUGCUUGGGAACUCUCUCCUUAAACUGGAAGGCGAUGAUCGGCUGGAUAUAAAUUGUGCCAUGCCUCUUACAGAUCAGAUUGUCCUGAUGGGUACAGAAGAUGGUCUUUAUUCACUGAAUGUUCUGAAGAGCUCUUUAACUCAUCUUCCAGGAACCGGUUCUGUAUUCCAGAUUCACGUGGUAAAAGAACUAGAUAAACUGCUGAUGAUAUCAGGAGAAGAGCGGGCUUUAUGUCUGAUCGAUGUUAAGAAGGUAAAACAGUCACUGUCCCAGUCCCAUCUGCCUUCUCAGCCUGAGAUCAGUCCUACAAUUUAUGAGACAGUCAAAGGAUGCCACCUUUUUGCUGCUGGCAAGAUUGACAACAGCCCUGGAAUCUGUGCAGCAAUGCCAAAUAAAGUAGUAGUUCUACGCUACAAUGAGGGUCUUAACAAGUACUGCAUAAGAAAGGAAAUUGAGACAUCAGAGCCAUGCAGCUGCAUCACUUUUACAGGCUACAGCAUUAUAAUUGGAACCAAUAAGUUUUAUGAGAUUGAACUCAAGCAGUUCUGUCUGGAAGAGUUCCUUGAUAAAAAUGACCAUUCCUUAGCUUCAGCCAUUUUUGCUGCUUCAACACACAGCUUCCCCAUCGCAGUUAUGAAAGUAAGCAGCACAGGUCAGAAAGACGAGUACUUGCUCUGUUAUCAUGAGUUUGGAGUGUUUGUUGAUUCUUAUGGAAGAAGGAGCCGUACAGAUGAUCUGAAAUGGAGCCGACUGCCUUUGGCAUUUGCAUACCGAGAGCCUUAUCUGUUCAUCACCCACUUCAACUCUCUCGCUGUAAUGGAAGUUCAGGGACGCACUGCUGUUGGUGCUCCUGCCUCUGUUCACUUGGAUAUCCCUAACCCUCGAUACCUGGGGCCAGCUAUCACUUCGGGUGCUAUCUAUCUGGCCACAUCUUACCAAGACAAACUGCGGGUGAUUUGCUGCAAAGGAAACCUGGUGAAGGAGAUGGGACAUGAUCAGCAACGGGGAGUAGCCCCCAGCCGCAGUAGUCCCAAUAAGCGAGGUCCACCCUCCUACACUGACCAUAUCUCCAAGAGACUAGCUCCAGGCCCAGGACAGCAGGAGGGCCUCACACGGGAACCAAGCACUCCACGACGCUACCAUGAAGGAAGAGCAGAGCUGCGUCGUGACAAGUCUCCUGGUCGGGGACUGGAACGAGAGAAGUCUCCUGGAAGAAGUCUAAGCACUCGUAGAGAAAGGUCUCCUGGAAGGUCAUUAGACGAUAGUGGCCGGGGUCGAUUACAGGUUGGGUCUGUCAGGACCCCAUUGUCUCAGAUAAAUAAGCAAGCUUGGGACCAGUCAUCAGUGUGAUAUUCUACUGCCCAGAAAAAUAUAAGCUGCUUCCUACACAUGCAAACAGAAGAAAAUAAGACUAGUUCAUCUGCUUAUGACCUAGAAGAGAUUGAGCAAAUGCCUUGAAUGAACAUAUAAGCACUGCAUAUAUGAGACACAGAGCAAAGGUUUCAUGGCAAGCUGCUUCAGGAUGCAUCUUACUCAGGAUCGGAUGACUCUUGUGCUUCCUUUAUCUUCCAGUCGGAGUUCCAUCUAGACAUACUGGCCUUCCUAUCCCCAAAGAUUACCAAAGAGACCAGUGGAGACAUUAAAAAUGUGUUGUGGUGUUAAGCAUACCAUGUUCAGAAGGAUCUGAAAUCUCCUUGGGCUGUGAUUUCACAGUUUCCUGUUUGUGCCGUACCAGAGAACCUUACCAUAACACAAAUUAUCACUCUGCAGCUUCUGUAGUGUUUUUCAGCAUUUAUACCACGUUUCACCAUGAUAGUACAGUGUACUUGGAAAAUAAUGAGUCUGUCAAAGUACAGAUGUGCUUUUUCAUAUAAAUAUUUUUUUUCUUUUAUCUUCUAUUAGCAGGUAAUUAAAUUAGGCAUAUAGAAAUAAUGUCAGAAAUAUGGCAGACUACAUAGUUUUCUAAGUCUGGUUUAUUCUCUAAAGCCAGAGUUUAUUUGAAAAAAAAAUACCGAAAUUUAUAUUACACGUCAUGCAAAUAGGAUGAUAGAUCCAGCAGCCUGCAUAUCCAUGGUGGAAGGAAAUAUAAAUUGAAUCCCAUGCCAGAAAAAUACAUUCAUCAAAUAUUCCUAAUGGGAUGAGGGACUAAAACCCAGUAUUAAGGGAGAAUUUAUUAUCUCUCUGUGCAUACUUAUAUCAGGUGUAUCUUGCCAGAAAACCUAAAACCUCCAAAAUAUGCUUGUGUCUCUGUAACUGAAUGUCGACGAGGGUAGAAGUUUACAGGACUACAAAUAUUUGAAGAAAUUUUUAUAUUCAUAAAAGAUAAUUGUUGAAAUAGACAACUAUUUUGUGGUGAACUCAGAGUGGUCUAUUUUUCUGUUAAAUGAUGUUCAUUAUAUGAUGUUCAUUAUAGCACUGAUGUUUCUCAUUAUUGAGCAAUACAAAAUUCAUUAACAUGUUUGAAAGUAAUCCAUUUCUAAUUUCAGUAUUACAUUGUUACAUAUCAUACACACCAGUUAUGUUGUUUUAAAGCACGUAACUAAUUUCAACCACAGAAGUAAGAUAUAACUGUAUUAGUUACAUAUUUCAGUUUAACAUUUGUUUUUAUAAAUUGAUCAGAGAUUUCUACAGAGCUAGGUCAACCUCAACAGGUACCUAUUCAUACAUUUAGUACACCUAUGCAUCUUCCUGCUGUCCCUGUCCUUAAUUUAAUGUAAAGUAGCCUGUCUUGUCACUGUCCUCUAACCAUAUAACCCAGUUCCUGAUUUGUUUCCUUUUGUGUUAUAAUUACAGUAAAUUCACUUCUAUAUUAUGCUGUAUUCUGUUUUAUUGAUGUUUUAAAUUGUUUUGCAAGCAACAAUUUAAUCAAUUAAAACAGUUACUUUG
Molecule: messenger RNA, 7794 nt
Organism: Protopterus annectens (West African lungfish)
Lineage: Eukaryota; Metazoa; Chordata; Ceratodontiformes; Protopteridae
Gene: CIT
Product: citron rho-interacting serine/threonine kinase
Exons: 47
Coding region: 163-6258 (2031 amino acids)
Biological process (GO): peptidyl-threonine phosphorylation; mitotic cytokinesis; actomyosin structure organization
Cellular component (GO): cytoskeleton; cytoplasm
Molecular function (GO): ATP binding; protein serine/threonine kinase activity
Source: RefSeq, a predicted model, not a curated record